AUGGCGACCAUCCCAAGGACAAUCCCUGCUUGGGCUGAGUCUUAUCAUCAACACCGUGCAGCGCCCCCUGGUCGCCCAAAGGAUCUCCUGCAACGACAUUACACAGUACACGGGCGUAAUCAGAACAAUGAAGAGGGCCUUCCGAUCCAAGGAAUAAUACCAAAGUCGGCCGGCCGAACGCCUAUCGCCUGUAGCAAUUGCGCAAAGACAAAGACGAAGUGUGACAAGAAGUUUCCGUGCAGCCGAUGCGCACAGAGGAACCUCAAGUGCACACUACGGCCGACUCGAAGAGCGUCGAAGAACGUGAACAGGGUCGGUGUCCCACCUGAGGGUGCGUCAAGUGGGAGCUCGAGCGAGAAUGGAGGCAACCCAGAGCCUCAGAACAACUCAGCAGGCAACUCUCCUGCUCGUGAAGUGCAGCCUCCACAGGCGAACGGACAGCCGUCACCUGUGCUGUUACGGCAACAACCUUCACAGGUGCCCAAUGGUCUACCACAACGGCAAUCGCAGUCACCGUCAGCACCACAGUCAAGACAUUCUUCCAUAUCUCAGCCCGUUCAGCCGGCUCCGAACCCAACACCAGAAGAGAAACACCUUCAGCUGCCGCUCUCUCACACUACUCCUCCCUUCUUCGACCAGUCACCACCAAACACAAUACCACAGCCGCCUACACUUCUUUCGCCGCUGCCAACGCCUGGGAACAUGGUCAAUGGCUUCAUGACCUCGACACCCAUGUCUGGAUACGACGACUUCGUACGAGCUGGCGGUCAAUCGGAUCCUGGGACAAGUCCUUUCAUGAUGGAUCCUUGGAGCGGUAUGCCUAUGGGCGCUGAAUUCGAUCCCAUGCGGAUAGAUCCUUCACUGAUGCUGUCUAUGAACAUGGACAUUAGCAUGGGUCCUCCUUCAGAGGGGAUCCUUGGUAUGAUUCCCGAAAUGUCACCUACGCAGGCAUUCGGACCAGUUCAAACACCUCUUCAAACACCACGAAUGGAUGAAACGUUCUCAGAUCUCCAGAUCGGCAGUUCGGCGUCGAUGUUCUACCCGUCCAAUCGACAUUCGUCCAUCGCAGAUGCAGGCAUCCCAGACCUCGGUGCUAUCGUUGCUGCACAGGAUGGCUGGACUGUGUUUCGCUGCACUCCUCCUAUUCCGUCGAGCUCGUGUCCUCGCACUGCACGGCUAAACCUCGAGCGAUUGGAGCUCAGUCUGAAAAACCAUGAAGGCUGGAGCAACUGGUCGCCCGCCUGGGAUGAGUCAGAUUUCCAACAAGAAGGUCGGGUAAUGAUUGCAAAGCUCCAGGAGAACACAAGAGACAAGCUUCUUGCGAUAACUCAGAGCUUUUUGCACAAGGCUCUUGACAUCCACAAAGAUGCAAUGAGCACCUCUUCGAGCAGCGGCGAGUCUCCAGGAUCCAGCACAUCCCUUUCGAACUUCAUCAUUCUGCCACCUGCUCGAGUUCUUGAGUACUUCCUCAAAUCCUACGCUAACUCCUUCGAGCGCUACUUUCCUACUUCGUCUCGUGGGCUUCUGGACACCAAUGAGCUGAUGCAGAAUUACAACGACAAGGCUUCGAGCCUGUUGAUUCUGAUGAUGAUUGCUCAAGGUGCAAUGGCGAUUCCUUCGAUGGAAGCGAGGUGGUUGACGGGCGGCAUCACCGAGGCUUGUCGCAUCUCGUUGUUCGAUCUCAUCGAGAAGAACAUCAUCAUGGCUGGUGACCCCAUUGUUCUUCGCGCGGCCCUCCUCUUCACCGUCCAGGCUGCCUGGAGUGGCGACAAGUGGCAGAUGGACAUCGCCAUGGGACAGCGAGGAAUGUACUUCUCGAUGCUGCGACAUUCGGGUAUCUUAGAUGCUCGCCCGGUAGCUACACCUCAAAUGAAUGGAGGUAUGUCGACAGAGGUAUUGUGGCGGGAGUGGCUGCAGCAGGAAGCCAGAAGUCGCCUCAUCUACUCUUGGGUCAUGGUUGAUCAAGACUUGUCACUCUUCCACGACUCAGCUCCUCUGUUUUCUGUCACAGAGUGCGGUGCUCCAAUGCCCGACUCGGACAGUCUCUGGCAAGCUCCAAAUGCCGCUGAGUGGUCUCAGAUCUUCAACCAAGUCCACGAAUUCUCCAACGGCUAUCCUUCAGUCGGUUCUGGAGCCAGACCAGCAAGUCUGAAAGAGCUCUUCCGUCAAUUCCUAGAUGACGAAAUCAUCGUCCAGGAUGUUCAAGAGAUCCACCUCACCCCCAUGCACUUGCGUCUGCUGCUCCACCCACUGCAGACUCUUGUAAACCAAUACUGCCAACUUUUGAGCUGCUUUUCCGAUAGCGUAGCUUCGAGGUCUCGCAACAGAGCGCUCACUGCGGCGUCGACUCGGGUUCGUCUCGAGGAGGUGCAAGCCCUUUUGGGACGCUGGUUCGACCUCGCACAGAGAUACCUCAAGGCCAACACGAUGUGCCCUCUGAUGCAAGCAAACCUUGUCAUGUUCCAUCUCAUCAGCAUGAAUGCCGUGACCAACUUCCCAGAGAUUGAGAAGUUAGCACGACGAGAGGGCGUUGAUGGUACGUACCAGCAGAUGUUGUGGCUUCACAAGAAGUGCAUCUCGGAUGUACAGGAAGCCAUCACGCAUGCCGGACAAGUGCUUCGUCUGGUCAGAGAGAUGCCGCGAGGCAUUCGUCCCCCUUGGUGGCCUGGCGCAAUCUACCGAGCCUCUCUUGUCCUGUGGACGGAUGCAUUGACUCACAACGAGUCCGCUGGUCUUCGGCAGCAAGGUGCAGCCUUCCCGGUUGACCGCCUGCCAGCAGAUCAUCAGACAGUUCUCAAGUACCUGUCUCGUCGAGAUGGCAUUCCCACUUUGACAAAAUUGGAUGGCACGCCGGUCCCACUCGACAACGGCUUCUCGGUACUGUCGCACUGCAUCGACGUGAUCGAUGAAGGUGUAGCGACAAGGUUCUCGGAUGGCAUCCGCAGUAAACUGGAGAAGCUGGCACGAGGCUAG
Molecule: messenger RNA, 2973 nt
Organism: Macroventuria anomochaeta
Lineage: Eukaryota; Fungi; Ascomycota; Dothideomycetes; Pleosporales; Didymellaceae
Product: transcription factor Bmr1
Exons: 3
Coding region: 1-2973 (990 amino acids)
Biological process (GO): regulation of DNA-templated transcription; DNA-templated transcription
Molecular function (GO): DNA-binding transcription factor activity, RNA polymerase II-specific; zinc ion binding; DNA binding
Source: RefSeq, a predicted model, not a curated record